AUGGGAUCUCCUCUAUCCCCGGUCCUGGCGGAUUUGUUCAUGGAGGCAUUUGAACUAGAUACAAUCGAGAAUGGUGAUCUUCACCCCAACCUCUGGCUCCACUACAUUGACGACACCUUGUGGCAUUUAACUCGACAAGAUGAUGGCACUCUAGCUCACACGGUACACCGCAAGCCAACACACACCGACAGAUACCUUCACAACUCUUCAUUCCAUCAUCUUCGCUUCAAGUCCGCUGUCUGCAACACCUUGGCCUGCCGGGCCUUCAACACCUGUGAGAAGGGCAGCUUGAAGCAGGAACUACACCACAUCAAGACAUCACCUCAACUCGACGGAUACAAGACAUUCAACCUCAGCAAACCCAAGACAAGCCUCAACCCAGAUGAACGACCAGAGUUCAAAGGCUGCAAUCACCCUCCCAUCGGCCACACUUCUCACAAUCUUCAACGUAUCUUUAGUCAAGCUCAAGUCAAGACCUUCCACAGAGCACCAAGCAAGAUUCAAGUAUCACUCCAUACACACAAGGAAAAGCAAGAUACUCAAGACAGAGCCGGCGUUUACCAUAUUCCCUGUGAUUGCGGUAUAGUACACAUCGGGGAAACCGGCCACAACAUCUCAACAAGAGUCAAAAAAUGGCCAACCAUGUUAAUAAGGUGA
This is a messenger RNA of Asterias rubens (European starfish), 657 nucleotides long. RefSeq lists its product as uncharacterized. Lineage: Eukaryota; Metazoa; Echinodermata; Asteroidea; Forcipulatida; Asteriidae. The transcript is spliced from 2 exons. The record is from RefSeq and is a predicted model, not a curated record. The coding region runs from base 1 to 657 and encodes 218 amino acids.